GUUGACGGUUGUGUUCAUAGACUAUGGCAGGGAGCGAAGACGGCACGUAUUACAUCGAACUUAGCCCCAAUCCGAUACGAUUUGAUCCUGUCAGCAAGCUUACCAACGUAUUUUUCGAUGAUGCGAAUAAACAAGUGUUUGCAGUGCGAUCAGGUGGAGCUACAGGUGUUGUCGUUAAAGGUCCAGAUGAGAAAUCGACAAUCACUUUUAGAAUGGAAGACCGGGGUGAGUUGAGCUCUAUAAAGUUCUCCUAUGACAUGAAGAUAUUGGCCAUACAAAGAUCACCAAAAUCUGUGGAGUUCAUAAAUUUCGCAGAAGAUUCUACCCCGGACUUGAGAGAAUACUCACAGACUUGUAAGGGAAAGUCAACUUCAAUUAUUGGAUUCAACUGGACAAACAUCAAUGAGAUUGUCUUCAUAACGAAUCAGGGUCUUGAAUUUUACCAGGUGUAUCCAGAAAAGAAGUCUCUGAAAUGCCUGAAGACAUUUGGCACAAGUGUAAACUGGUUUGAUUGGCUGCCUCAGAGUGCAGUUCUCCUGCUCUCCACGGGAUCUCUUGGAAAUGUCCUCCAGCCUUUCCACUUCAGGCCAGGCACAGUGCUGAAGCUGCCCAAAUUUGAGGUGGAUCUACCUGUGGUUCCCAAACCUGCCAAACUGUGUCUGCUUGAGAGAGAUGUCAGCAUGGCCAACAUUAUGGCAGGGAGCGAAGACGGCACGUACUACAUCGAGCUUAGCCCCAAUCCGAUACGAUUUGACCCUGUCAGCAAGCUUACCAACGUAUUUUUCGAUGAUGCGAAUAAACAAGUGUUUGCAGUGCGAUCAGGUGGAGCUACAGGUGUUGUCGUUAAAGGUCCAGAUGAGAAAUCGACAAUCACUUUUAGAAUGGAAGACCGGGGUGAGUUGAGCUCUAUAAAGUUCUCCUAUGACAUGAAGAUAUUGGCCAUACAAAGAUCACCAAAAUCUGUGGAGUUCAUAAAUUUCGCAGAAGAUUCUACCCCGGACUUGAGAGAAUACUCACAGACUUGUAAGGGAAAGUCAACUUCAAUUAUUGGAUUCAACUGGACAAACAUCAAUGAGAUUGUCUUCAUAACGAAUCAGGGUCUUGAAUUUUACCAGGUGUAUCCAGAAAAGAAGUCGCUGAAAUGCCUGAAGACGUUUGGCACAAGUGUAAACUGGUUUGAUUGGCUGCCUCAGAGUGCAGUUCUCCUGCUCUCCACGGGAUCUCUUGGAAAUGUCCUCCAGCCUUUCCACUUCAGGCCAGGCACAGUGCUGAAGCUGCCCAAAUUUGAGGUGGAUCUACCUGUGGUUCCCAAACCUGCCAAACUGUGUCUGCUUGAAAGAGAUGUCAGCAUGGCCAACAUUUAUGGCCACUUAUACAUCAUUGUUCUCCGUCAUCAACCAAAAGGGGGCAGCACUGGUGCAGAAAUUGUGCUGUAUCAGCUUCAGAAGGAAAGUCCAGCAAGGAAGACUGACAUCCUGCGGUUGGGAAUGAGUGGCCGGUUUGCCACAAAUGUGGUGGAUAACCUGGUUGUGGUUCAUCAUCAAGCAUCUAAGACAUCUAUGGUAUUUGAUAUCAAGCUGGAAGGAGAGAAUGAUGGCUAUAUCACCCAUCACCACCCAGUGUUGUCUCCCUUGCCCAUCAAACCUUGCAAAUUACUGCUUCCUGGAUUAAACAUCCCCUCAGGGCCCGAGAAGACAGAAUAUACCUGUGAACUGUAUUCUCCAAAUUGGAUUGUCUUCCAGCCGAACAUAGUGAUUGAUGCCAAAUUAGGUUGUCUGUGGUAUGUACAGCUGAAACUGAACCCUCUGGUGAUCAUGAUUCCUGACAAGUGUAAGCUGAUGGAGUUCCUCUUACUACGGCAGGACAGUAAGAGUGUGAUCCUGUCUGUCUGCCGCCAGAUGCUUGUACCUGGCCAGCAGGGAUCACUUACGAACAUUUCACAGAUUUACGAUAUGUUGAACCGUGUCUACAAAGACUGUCUGGAAAGCGAGAUGAUGAUGCUGGCUAAUGAGGCUCCAAAUGCCCGUCCAGAUAGUUACCGUAGAAACCAAGUGAUUAUUGACCAAUCAGAUAUGUACACGCAUGUCUUCUCUGUGUUUGAAGACAAUAAGGGUAUCCAGUACAAGUUCAUGGUGGCAGUGCUUAUUGAGUACAUUCGUUCACUUAAUCACUUUGUCAUCCCAGUGCAGCAUUACCUGUAUGAGUUGAUCAUAAACACACUGGUUCAUCAUAACUGUUUCUACCAGCUUCACCAGUUCCUACAGUACCACGUACUCAGCGACUCCAAACCCCUGGCAUGUCUGAUGCUAUCACUAGAGAGUGUGUACCCUCCUGCUCAUCAGCUGGCACUGGAUAUGCUCAAGAGGUUGUCCACAGCUAAUGAGGAGAUCAUAGAAGUGUUGCUAUCUAAACAACAACUGCUCCCUGCUCUCAGGUUUAUUCGAAUGAUUGGUGCCAUGGAUACAGUGUCAUCAAGGAAGUUUCUGGAUGCUGCCAUGGCAACUGAGGACAACAUGCUGUUCUAUACUGUGUUUAAAUUCUUCGAGCAGAGAAAUUAUCGUCUCAGAGGAAAUCCCAGAUUUCCAUCGGGUGAACAUUGUGAUCAGUACAUCAAGCACUUUGAGUCCAUCUUUGGCACGGACGCCUUAUCACCAGUCUUAACACCAAGCUGAUCUGGUCAACACUGUCACUAUGUCAGACUCAUCAAGAUAUGCUUUAUGAUCAUUGCAAUAUUUUCUUCUACAAAAUAUUCCCAUUCAAAGCAGUAAUACAUUAUCAUCACUUCCACCCCAUCGCACCCC
Messenger RNA from Liolophura sinensis, 2801 nucleotides. RefSeq names its product regulator of MON1-CCZ1 complex-like. Lineage: Eukaryota; Metazoa; Mollusca; Polyplacophora; Chitonida; Chitonidae. Gene Ontology annotation, molecular function: protein binding. The record is from RefSeq and is a predicted model, not a curated record. Gene Ontology annotation, cellular component: Mon1-Ccz1 complex; lysosomal membrane; late endosome membrane. The transcript is spliced from 30 exons. Bases 24 to 2672 code for a protein of 882 amino acids. Gene Ontology annotation, biological process: regulation of autophagy.